Molecule: messenger RNA, 1238 nt
Organism: Annulohypoxylon truncatum
Lineage: Eukaryota; Fungi; Ascomycota; Sordariomycetes; Xylariales; Hypoxylaceae
Product: thioredoxin-like protein
Exons: 4
Coding region: 271-1050 (259 amino acids)
Biological process (GO): glutathione metabolic process
Cellular component (GO): peroxisome; mitochondrion
Molecular function (GO): glutathione transferase activity; glutathione peroxidase activity
Source: RefSeq, a predicted model, not a curated record
ACAGCAUGGGAAUACGUACCUACGUACCUGGUGGGGCAAGGGCGGCUCGGUUAUCUCAUAACUGAAGCUGACUAAGAUUUGAUUAGUAUUCACUGUCGCAAGUUGCCUAGGCACAUGUUGGCUCCAGCUCUUACUUCAUCAGUAUUGGUCCUGAUUUAUUGUUCGAAGUCUCAACUGUUAAUGAUGGCAUAUCUGUAGAAAAGUAAUGGAAACACACUGCUGAUUAGGUAUAAACAUUUCGGAAAAUAUACAGAGAAACGAGUCUUCGUCAUGGGCGGCCACAUCGAUCUGUACAUUGACCUCGCGUCGCUAUACAGCUACAUCGCACUCGUCCAGGUGCUCAAGACCCGUGAUCUUCUCAAGCAGCAUUCUGUAGAAAUCGAGAUCCACCCGGUCCUCCUAGGUGCCAUCAACGCCGGCUCCGGCAACAAACCCCCCUGGAUCCUCCCCGCCAAAGCCGCCCACAGCGCGCACGACAGCCGGCGGUCGCUGCACGCCGUGGGCCUGCACUCCGUCUCCGCGCCCGGCGACCUCUUCGAAGCCGGCAAGACGCAGCUGCCCCUGCGCGCGCUGCACUUCAUAAAAACGCGGUACCCGGCCGCCGUCUACCUCGCCGCGUGGCGGCACCUGUUCCACGCCUUCUGGACCCUGCACCGGCCGCCCAACACGGCGGCGCUCCUGCGCGAGGCACUGUCCGCCGCCUCCGCCUCCGCCCCGGCGGCGGACUUCGCCAACGUUUCCGGGGGAAAAGCGGCUGCUGAGGGAGAAGGAAGGGGAGGAGGAAAGCGGUUAUUCGCGGCCCCUGAGGUCGAUGCCAUUGUAGACGCGGCCGGGUCGGCCGAGUACAAGGACGCGCUGCGGCGGACGACCGAGACGGCGCUGAAGCGCGGCGCGUUCGGCGCCCCUUGGCUGUGGGUUACUAACUCGGAGACCCGGCAGAGCGAGCCUUUCUUCGGCAGCGACAGGUGGCACCACGUGUACGAGUUCCUCGGCUUACCGUAUCAGGAGGUCGCGUUGCUCGCGCCGGGGGCGGAAAAAUCCAAGAUUUAGGGCGUAAUCCCUUUAUCUGACGGAGAUAUCUGCUGGAGGACAAGUCUGAGAUUGUUCAAGCACGUGUUGAUAUGGCAAUGUUGAGAUCAUGGCUAGGAAUUGUAUUAAUCAAUAUGUAUAGGUAGAUAGGCUAGUUAUAUCGUGACGCUUUAUCCAAACUCUUUAUCCAAACGAAGCAAAUGGGUAUG